CGCGCGCCUCAAUCCAAGAUGGCUACAGGAGACAAUAGCGGUCGGGCUCCGUGUUUAAAUUUAUCCGGACCCGGACCUCUGGGUAACAGCCAACCGAGUAACAGUCCUUACGCAAUAGCUGCGGCUCACGGAGGAUCCGUCGUGGGCGGUGGAGGGUCUCAGGGCACUACCAGACGCUCGAACCCUCAGCCGGGGCCUGCAGGCCUGGAAAGCCCCGGUAUUGCGUCGGGACCUCCGCCGAACCUGAUGAACUCUCUCCCGUCGGCGGUGGCGGGGCCGCUGGCUCCUCUCGCCUCGAAUAUGACAGGAAACCCGUCUAACGCAGCGAUGACACCGGCGGUCGUCACGCAUUCUGCUGCCGCCGUGCUUGUGUACCGGGAGCCCGUUUAUAACUGGCAAGCGACGAAAAGCACCGUAAAGGAGAGAUUUGCGUUUCUGUUCAAUAAUGAAGUGCUGAGCGACGUUCACUUUCUAGUGGGUAAAGGAAUGGGUGUUCAGCGGAUACCUGCACACAGGUUUGUUCUGGCAGUUGGCAGCGCUGUGUUUGAUGCCAUGUUUAAUGGAGGCAUGGCCACCACAUCUACAGAAAUCGAGCUUCCUGAUGUUGAAGCUGCUGCGUUCCUUGCCUUGCUGAAGUUCUUAUACUCUGAUGAAGUUCACAUUGGACCAGAGACAGUGAUGACCACUCUGUACACCGCCAAGAAAUACGCCGUGCCGGCCCUGGAGGCCCAUUGCGUCGAGUUUCUCAAGAAGAACCUGCGAGCGGACAACGCCUUCAUGCUGCUCACACAGGCUCGACUCUUCGACGAGCCGCAGUUGGCCAGUCUGUGUCUGGAGAACAUUGACAAGAACACAGGAGACGCUCUGGCUGCGGAGGGAUUCACAGACGUUGAUCUGGACACGCUGGUUGCAGUUUUGGAGAGGGACACUCUGGGUGUGCGAGAGGUGCGUUUGUUCGGGGCAGCGGUCCGCUGGGCAGAGGCAGAGGCUCACCGUCAGCAGCUACAGCCCACACCAGAGAACAAGAGACGUGUGCUGGGCAAAGCCCUCAGUCUCAUCCGCUUCCCCCUCAUGACGAUAGAGGAGUUUGCCGCAGGUCCUGCCCAGUCGGCCAUUCUGACAGACAGAGAGGUUGUGAGUCUGUUCCUGCACUUUACUGUAAACCCUAAACCACGUGUGGAGUUUAUCGACCGGCCGCGCUGCUGUCUGCGGGGGAAAGAAUGCAGUAUCACACGCUUCGGACAGGUGGAGAGCCGCUGGGGCUACAGCGGAACCAGCGACCGCAUUCGGUUCUCUGUAAAUCGCAGGAUAUUUAUCGUGGGUUUUGGACUGUAUGGAUCCAUACACGGACCUACAGACUAUCAAGUAAACAUACAGAUCAUUCACACAGACAGCAACACAGUGUUGGGUCAGAAUGACACGGGCUUCAGCUGUGACGGGUCAGCCAGCACUUUCAGAGUCAUGUUUAAAGAGCCAGUGGAGGUUCUGCCUAAUGUCAAUUACACCGCCUGCGCUACAUUAAAGGGUCCAGAUUCACACUACGGCACUAAAGGCAUGAGGAAGGUGACGCACGAGUUAUCCGGAUCCGGAACCAAAACCUGCUUCACGUUCUGCUACGCCGCAGGCAACAACAAUGGCACAUCUGUAGAGGACGGACAAAUCCCAGAAAUCAUCUUCUACACGUAGUCAUCGGGACAACUCGAGGCUCACACACGGACUGUUUCCAGUGGCACAAUAUCUGAGGACUGACAGUAAAGAAGUGCAAAGAAAUGGACAUUUGAGCCACUCAUUAUCAUUACGGGAUGGACAGUUUAUCUUCAGGGGUUUUUGUGCAUUUAAUAAUUGACAGUAGAAACUUUUUGAGUGCCCAUAUUUACACAUUACAAACAACCGAACUGACUAUUAACAGAAAAUGCAUUACUAAUCCAUGACCGACAGUUUAAAUGUCAAAUACAGAUGUAUGUUUAUUUUUAUGUAUCUUUAACAGUUGAUUCAGCAUCAGUAUAUUUGGGUUGCAAUUAAAAAUCUUGCCGAAUCAGCACCUCACACUAUUUCAGAGUAUUUAACUACUAGAGUGAAUCUCACAAAACCUUACUGGGUCACAUUUCACCCUAUUUUCUUCAUGCAAAAUAUCAUUUUACGGCUACAAUUUCUAUUUAAUUUUUUUUCCGAUUUUAGGGUGAAAUGUGACCUGAAAUUGUUUUUGUGAAAUGAAUAAAUUCAGCACUUAAUGAAACUAGAGAAUUAAAAAAAGAAUAAUAAUCCAUUCAGGAAAGCCACAUUAUUUAUUAUUUAGGAUGAACUUAAACUUGAACUCGUGCAUGCCAUUAUUACGACUGUAGACUGCUUAGCACAAACACACACCUGCAGAUUGAUUGUUUCAUUGUUGAUGGGUCUGUAAUAUUGCACCAGUUUCUAUGAUUUCUCCUGUCAAAUAAAUUGAAUCAUAUUCUUUAAA
Molecule: messenger RNA, 2458 nt
Organism: Myxocyprinus asiaticus (Chinese sucker)
Lineage: Eukaryota; Metazoa; Chordata; Actinopteri; Cypriniformes; Catostomidae
Gene: btbd2b
Product: BTB/POZ domain-containing protein 2
Exons: 9
Coding region: 19-1686 (555 amino acids)
Biological process (GO): neurogenesis
Cellular component (GO): P-body; cytosol
Molecular function (GO): protein binding
Source: RefSeq, a predicted model, not a curated record